Kuraishia capsulata CBS 1993 is the source of this 450-nucleotide messenger RNA. RefSeq lists its product as uncharacterized. Lineage: Eukaryota; Fungi; Ascomycota; Pichiomycetes; Pichiales; Pichiaceae. Gene Ontology annotation, biological process: mitochondrial electron transport, cytochrome c to oxygen. The coding region runs from base 1 to 450 and encodes 149 amino acids. The transcript is spliced from 2 exons. Gene Ontology annotation, cellular component: mitochondrial inner membrane. The record is from RefSeq and is a predicted model, not a curated record.
AUGUUUGCCCACUCAAUUCGCUCCGUUCUUAGAACCUCCGUUGUUUCUUCUCGCCCUCUGGUGAGCAGAGCUGUCUACAACAACGUGAGACCACAGCCCUUGCAACUGUCUCUGAUCAAGAGAAAUUAUUCUGCCCACCACGAGGAGACCUUCGAGGAGUUUACCACCAGAUACGAGAAGGAGUUUGACGAAGCCUACGAUCUGUUUGAAGUUCAACGUGUUCUCAACAACUGUUUCUCGUACGAUUUGGUCCCAGCUCCAGCUGUGAUCGAGAAGGCUUUGAGAGCCUGCAGAAGAGUCAACGACUACGCCACUGCCGUCAGAGUCUUUGAGGGCCUGAAGCACAAGGUCGAGAACAGCCAGCAGUACGAAGCUUACCUUGAGGAGUUGAAGGACGUUAGAGAAGAAUUAGGUAUUGAUUUGAGAGAGGAGCUGUUUCCAGACGUCUAA